GUCAAUCUCGCGUCCAGUGACCGGGGAUUAAACAAUGAAGUCCCCGCGUUUAUAUAACGCGUUUCUUCUAGGCCUCGACGUGCCUGUCAAGUGACUCGAUGUUCGCCAGACGGCCUGCCUACUUAAAGACUGCUGCUGUUGUUGCUUCUGCCGUGGGCCUGACUGCAGUGGGUAUCAACAAAGCAUUCAUCAACUCGCCACGGGGACUUCAACAGUUGGUUUGGAAAGUAGAUCAAAGAAUUCUGUUCCGAGGUAUGGCUACAGCAAGUACAGUUAAGCUUGAUGCCGGGGUGCAACCGGAGUUUUUCGUGAAAGGCAUUACGGAUGAGAGCGCAAGGAUUACAAGCGACUUGUUGCAGGAGAACCAUGACAAGCACCAUAUUUUCUUCAAUCGAGGUGGCUUUCACAACCACAUCGUACAUCAUCUCCUAACCCUCUUCGCUCUCAGGGCUACACCAGAGGAGAUCAGGCGCGGAUACAAUGAGAACAAGUACUAUCAACGGCCGCCAGGAGACCUGAAGAAAGCGAUAGUGGAUGAUAUGCACGAUCCAGCAAAGUUCAAAACAUACUUGGGAAAGGAGCAAUACUAUCAAGACUUCCUCCAGUACUUCCGGGAUGAGAUCAGCAAGAAAGGCUGGGAGACCGUGCUAAAUGACGAGCUCUUCAAAGGCGACGAGCGCGCAGACGACAUGCUGGCACGCCUCUAUGGAGGUUUCCUCCACCCCAUCAUUCAUCUCGGCUUUGGCGUCGAAUUCCGCCAGCCCGCCAUCAUCGCCGAGGCACUCGCCCAAACGGCAGUCCAUGACAACUGGAUGCUGCCCUUCUUUCUCGACGCUGAAAAGGCCGCACAGACAUCAGACGCGAAGCCUCAGGACACGAAGACCAUCGUGCAGCUCCUCAACGACAUUCGCGCAGACAAAAAGCUCUCCUCCGCAGCGCACUGGAGCGACGGAAAUAAAAUCCGCGACGGCAUCUUGAAGCGCGCGCCCGACGAGAUGCUCAAGUACGCCAGCCAAUACGUGAUCUCCGAGUCGCAGCUCGAGGAGAAGACUGCGGAGAUGAUAAAUGCAGCUGUAUUCUACACCGCGGCCGCCCAGCACCCUCCCAACGUCCCCAAGUUCGACUUCUACUACAUCCACGUCACAAACGCCUCCAUCUUCUUCUCCACGUUCCUUGCCCUCUCCUCCCUCACCUCCGCUACAAAGCGCCGCCUCCUAGAAUGGAAGGUCCGCUCCGACCUCGCCAUGUACGCCAGCCGGGCAUCCCCAGCUCUCCUCAUGGACGAUCUCAUCACCUACAAGACCACGGACAAAGACGAUUCGUGGGAACGUGUCAUCGAGAGGGUUAACGCGCUCUCGGAUGACGGGCACGCGAGCAAGUUGGUGAGAGCGCUGGCGCACGGCGAACAGGUGUGCAAGAAGUUUGAGGGGAAGGAGGGAUUCGUGGUGCAGGGGGACAUGUGGAAGCGCCUGGGUAAUAUGGCGGUCGAUAGCGUCGAGGCUGGGGGGCCGACGUGGGUGCGGAGUGCAGGUUUCGAGGAAGCGUGGAAGGAUGUCCCGGUGAGGCAGGGGUUGAGAGCGAGGGUGUAAGAUACGUUCAAUGUGUCUGGAGGUUUCUGAGAAUUAUCGCUUGUGCAGCGCGUGAGUAGUGUAAUCAUGAUUGUGCGUAUGCGAGGUCACAUGCAGGAACCACUCAACUCCUACUGAGGCAAACAGUGAUUACGCAGCGGACGCCCGCUUCGGCACGUGCGUCUCAGUGCGUGAACUUCACCAGAUGCAUGGUCUCAUUGAUGGAUCGGUAAUAUAAGGGA
Messenger RNA from Paraphaeosphaeria sporulosa, 1810 nucleotides. RefSeq lists its product as uncharacterized. The record is from RefSeq and is a predicted model, not a curated record. Bases 99 to 1589 code for a protein of 496 amino acids. Lineage: Eukaryota; Fungi; Ascomycota; Dothideomycetes; Pleosporales; Didymosphaeriaceae. The transcript has 3 exons. Gene Ontology annotation, molecular function: oxidoreductase activity.